GGCCCCUCACUCUCUCUGUGACACUUCAGCAGCAAUCAGCUCAAAGCUUCAAACCACUUGUCUCUCCAAAACCUAUUCUUUUCCCGAGCAUGGAGAAGCUGAAAUCAGUGAUCCCUGAAACCCUCAAGCAAAAAAUCUCAGACAGCACCGCCGCGGACCUCAAUUCUACAUGCUCUUCUCUGCUCGAUUACUUCAGAAAUUUGCCCCUCUUUCACCAGUUGGUCAAGGAUUUGACAGACCCGAAAGUAUCGUUGUGCGGAAAGAAUAAGGAAGCUGCGCUUGUAGCCAAGGCCAAAGGCAACCAAUGCUUUUCUAAUGGGGACUAUUCCAAUGCGCUGCAUUUCUACUCUCAGGCAUUGCGCAGUGCCCCAAUGGAUGUUGAAGAUAAUGAGAAAAACCUGGUUGCGACACUGUACCUCAAUCGUGCUUCCUCGUUACAUAAAUUGGGAUUAUUUCUGGAAAGUCUGCAGGACUGCACUCAUGCCCUCAUAAUAUUUCCAGUAUAUGCAAAGAUAUGGUUCAGGAGGGCUAAGGCCAAUUCUUCAUUAGGAAACUAUGAAGAUGCUAUCAAGGAUUUCAGUGUUUCUCUAAAGUUGGAGACAUCAUCGAGUGGAAAAAGACAAAUAGAAAGUGAACUAAAUCUGUUACUGGGCCAAUCCAGGCUGAGAAGUAGUGCUACUGCUACAGAGUUACGACAUGACUGUAGCACAGAUGAACCACUUGAAAUGGAACUCCAGUGUGUCUCAACACCACGUAAAGGAAGGGGAAUGAUUUCAUUGGCCAACAUUCCUGUGGCUUCUUUAGUUUAUAAGGAAGAUCCUCACGCCGCGAUUAUAUUGAAGCAUUGUCGGGAAACUCAUUGUGCUUUCUGCUUCAAUGAACUACCAGCAGAUACAGUGCCAUGUGUCUCAUGUUCAAUUCCAUUAUACUGCUCUUUGAAAUGUCAAGUUCAAGCUGGAGGAGAGAAUUUUCCAAAGUAUAAGACGAAAUAUGGAUUUAAACUGGACUUAUCUGAUGACCUUGAACAACAUAUGAGAAAUGUGACUUCGCCUGGCUUUUGUAGUUCAGAUGCCAAACAUUUUGCUGAACAUAGGCAUGAAUGUCAAGGUAUGCAUUGGCCUGCAGUUUUGCCAUCUGAUGUGGUUCUCGCUGGCCGGAUCCUUGUUAAGCACAUAGAAGAACAGAGUUAUGGUGGUCUUGAUUAUAAAGUUAAUAAGAUUCUGGAUCUUUGUCAGAAUUAUGGACAGCUUUCCUCUGAAACCAAACUGGAGUUUCAUGUUUACUCUAUAAUUCUUCUGUGUUGUCUUCAGCGGUUUUAUGCCACAAAACUUCCUUUAAACUCGACCAUAACUUCCGAGAUUAUUACGCUUCUCUCUAAAAUCAGGAUCAAUUCAAUGGCAGUUGUCCAAAUGAAAUAUUCAGAUGUAAAGCAACCUUUAGGUUAUGGUUUAACAAGUUCGGUAGAACAGAUUCAAGUGGCUCAAGCUGUAUAUCCUGGCGGAAGUUUAUUUAACCAUUCUUGCCAGCCAAAUAUUCAUGCAUAUUUCCUUUCACGUACCUUGUGCAUACGAGCAACAGAAUAUGUUGCUGCAGGAUCAGAACUGGAACUCUCGUAUGGCCCUCAGGUUGGGCAGUGGGAUUGUGGUGAGCGUCUUAAGUUUUUGAAAGACAGAUACUCGUUCAUAUGUCAGUGCAGUGGUUGUGCACAAUUGAAUCUAUCUGAUCUUCUCCAUAGUGGUUAUCGGUGUAUCAAGCCAAAUUGUGAUGGAGUUGUGCUGGACAGUAGUGUCGUUAAAUAUGAAAUGGAAAAGAUCAAACACGGUGAAGGACCUAAUUCUUUGCAGGACAAUGUGCCUAGUGAUGAUAGAAUCAGCAAGGUAGCUCAUUACAUGUUUGAGCACACUGAUUACCGCUGCCUUGGGCCAGGAUCUUGCUUGGGUUGUGCGACUUUUUGUGAUUUACAAGCUUCAAAGAAAUCAAUUACCAAAGCUGAGAUCCAUAUCCAAAGGAUGAAGGAUGCAGUGGCUUCUGGUGCUCUCACAACUAAUAUUCUCAUGGAUGCUUUGAGAUAUGUUGAUAUAUUAAGGGCAGUAUUACAUCCUUUCAACAAAAGAAUUGCUGAGGUGGAAGAUAACAUUGCACAAGCAUUUUGUUUGAUUGGAGAUCUGCAAGCUGCAACGGACCAUUGUCGGGCUUCAAUUGAGAUACUGGAGAAGCUCUAUGGUGAAAGCCAUAUCGCCAUUGGAAACGAGCUGAUUAAACUAGCAUCCAUUCAGCUUUCCAUGGGCCAAGAAAUUUUGUCGGACUACACAACUCGGAUCGUUGCAAUAUUUUCUCGAUACUACGGAGCUCAUGCAGAGAUCAUGUUUCCACAUGUGCAUUGCCUUAAGAAGGAAAGCCGCAGAGUUGUUUGUUGGAACCAGAGCCGGAACCUUGGUUCGAACCGCACUGUGUUCUUUUAGAGGGCCUGUUUGGUUCGCACCGGAUCCCAGCCCGUGAACACCUUGUACUUGAUAGUAGCACAUAGUCAUUAUAGAUAGCUAGGAUGUUUAUUUCCUCUGUCAAUUUGAUCGAUCAAAACAGAAUUAGAUCAUAAGAGAGACUAGAAACAUGUGUUUUGCUCUACAUUUGGGUACUGGAUAACAAUGGUGAGUGGCAUGAAAAUUCGCAAUAUGAAUCAAGUACAAGAUAGGACGACAUUUCAAUGAUGGCUUAUACCCCCUUUGUUUCA
This is a messenger RNA of Salvia miltiorrhiza (redroot sage), 2731 nucleotides long. RefSeq lists its product as uncharacterized. The record is from RefSeq and is a predicted model, not a curated record. The transcript has 16 exons. Lineage: Eukaryota; Viridiplantae; Streptophyta; Magnoliopsida; Lamiales; Lamiaceae. Gene Ontology annotation, molecular function: protein binding. Bases 90 to 2462 code for a protein of 790 amino acids.